UAUAAACAAAAAGUGCCAUUAACGAAUGGGUAGAAGUCGAGGGGUGGAGCCUCUGUCCUUGUGCCUGAAGCGAAUGUCCCUCAAUGCGCCUGCGAGACUCCCACGCCCUGGGAAGGAUGCCUAUCGAUUCGCUCUGGGCUCGGCAGCUCUCUCUGAUAGCAGGCGGCCAUCUUGCCUGGAGCCUGAGAAAGGGAAGAGAGACAGAGGGAACCGGCGACAGUGGUCUCAGGGCCGCCCCGGGGGGCCUCAAGAACCGGAGGCAGCCCCGGAGGCUCCCGCGGGCGGAGGCGCCAGAGGAGGAGGCCAGGGAAUGGCCGCGGUGUGGCAGCAAGUCUUAGCAGUGGACGCGAGGUACAACGCGUACCGCACACCAACGUUUCCACAGUUUCGGACGCAGUAUAUCCGCCGGCGCAGCCAGCUGCUGCGGGAGAAUGCCAAGGCUGGGCACCCCCCAGCACUGCGUCGGCAGUACCUGAGGCUUCGGGGGCAGCUGCUGGGCCAGCGCUACGGGCCCCUCUCCGAGCCAGGCAGUGCUCGUGCCUAUAGCAACAGCAUCGUCCGCAGUAGCCGCACUACCCUUGACCGCAUGGAGGACUUUGAGGAUGAUCCUCGGGCCCUGGGGGCCCGUGGGCACCGCCGUUCUGUCAGUCGAGGCUCCUACCAGCUGCAAGCACAGAUGAACCGUGCCGUCUAUGAGGACAGGCCCCCUGGCAGCGUGGUGCCCACGUCAGCGGCAGAGGCAAGCCGGGCCAUGGCUGGGGACACAUCACUGAGCGAGAACUAUGCCUUUGCAGGCAUGUACCAUGUUUUUGACCAGCACGUGGAUGAAGCAGUUCCACGAGUGCGCUUCGCCAAUGAUGACCGGCACCGCCUGGCCUGCUGCUCACUCGACGGCAGCAUCUCCCUGUGCCAGCUGGUACCCGCCCCGCCCACGGUGCUUCGUGUCCUACGGGGCCACACCCGUGGUGUCUCUGACUUCGCCUGGUCCCUCUCCAAUGACAUCCUCGUAUCCACCUCACUUGAUGCUACCAUGCGCAUCUGGGCCUCUGAGGAUGGCCGCUGCAUCCGGGAGAUCCCUGACCCCGAUGGUGCUGAACUGCUCUGCUGUACCUUCCAGCCUGUCAACAACAACCUCACCGUGGUGGGGAACGCCAAGCACAAUGUGCAUGUCAUGAACAUCUCCACGGGCAAGAAAGUGAAGGGGGGCUCCAGCAAGCUGACAGGCCGUGUCCUUGCUCUGUCCUUUGAUGCCCCUGGCCGGCUGCUCUGGGCGGGUGAUGACCGUGGCAGUAUCUUCUCCUUCCUCUUCGACAUGGCCACAGGGAAGCUGACCAAAGCCAAGCGUCUGGUGGUGCAUGAGGGGAGUCCUGUGACCAGCAUCUCAGCCCGGUCCUGGGUCAGCCGCGAGGCCCGGGACCCCUCGCUGCUCAUCAAUGCUUGCCUCAACAAGUUGCUGCUCUACAGAGUGGUAGACAACGAGGGGACCCUGCAGCUGAAGAGAAGCUUCCCCAUCGAGCAGAGCUCACACCCGGUGCGCAGCAUCUUCUGUCCCCUCAUGUCCUUCCGCCAGGGGGCCUGCGUGGGGACUUCCCACCAGGGGCACCCCAGGCGCCUCCCGAUGGCCUCUCCCUCUCACCCCGACAGUGACAGGCAGUGAGGACAUGUGCGUGCACUUCUUUGAUGUGGAACGGGCAGCCAAGGCUGCUGUCAACAAGCUGCAGGGCCACAGUGCGCCCGUGCUUGAUGUCAGCUUCAACUGCGACGAGAGCCUACUGGCCUCCAGUGACGCCAGCGGCAUGGUCAUCGUCUGGAGGCGGGAGCAGAAGUAGGGUCCUGCCGGCCCUGCUGCUGUCCACCAUCUCAUCCCUUUACUCCAGCCUCGUGUUGUAAAUAAAGCUUCAGUGGUUGUGCUGAGGGCCGGCUCCCAGCUCUGCCGGGGACUGGCAGGGGAGCAGGCAGCUCCAGGAACACGGUG
This is a messenger RNA of Sapajus apella (tufted capuchin), 1975 nucleotides long. It is a transcript of the gene WDR13, whose product is annotated as WD repeat domain 13. Lineage: Eukaryota; Metazoa; Chordata; Mammalia; Primates; Cebidae. Bases 26 to 1657 code for a protein of 543 amino acids. The record is from RefSeq and is a predicted model, not a curated record. The transcript has 10 exons. Gene Ontology annotation, molecular function: protein binding; promoter-specific chromatin binding. Gene Ontology annotation, cellular component: nucleus.